GUACCCCUAUCCCGGGACCGAACAAACCGUGUCUUCGCCACCCUCCACUCCCUGGGAAUUCCGCAGCACCUGGCCCCUCGAGGACUUCUUAAGCGAACCUUAGGUUCAGGAGGAGAAAAAGCUACAGAUACCUCUGUGCUGUCUGAGCUCACUGGAAUCUGCUCCCACCAAGAUAAAUCCACUUCCAGGGAUCAGGAGACAUCAGCCUGCUUGUUGGACAGAGGAUUCUACUGCACCCUGGAGGAGGGAGGAAUUGAUCCCCUACCUUCUCAGGUGCCUGUACACCAUGACCUAGAGUCCUCCCAUGUGGAUCCUGGCAAUUCUCCUGACUGGCUUCGAAUUCGGACCCUGCUGCAGCAGCUGCCUCCACAAGACAGUGAUGAACGGUAUUGUUCAAUGCUUGGGGAAGAAGAGAGAUUCCAGCUUCGGCUGUUCAGUGCCCAUCGGAGACAGCAGGCCCUGGGUCAGGGGGUCAUCCGAUUGGUGCCUCCUGGGUUUGAAGGGCAUAUGUGUGAAAAGUGUGGUGCAAAUCUGAAACCAGGUGAGCCUGGGGUGUUUGCAGCUAGAGCAGGGGAGAGUUGCUGCUGGCAUCCUGGCUGCUUCACCUGUCAGGCCUGUAGCCAGGCUCUCCUAGACCUGAUCUAUUUCUACCACAAGGGGCACCUGUACUGUGGCAGGCACCAUGCGGAGUUGCUCAGACCUCGCUGUCCUGCCUGUGACCAACUCAUCUUCUCUGGCAGGUGCACAGAGGCUGCAGGGAGACGCUGGCAUGAAGAUCAUUUCUGCUGCUUAGAUUGUACAAGACCUCUUAGCUCUGGGCAGUAUGCUCUGCCUGGCAGUGGUCCCUGCUGCUCCAAAUGCUUUGAAAGUCGCCUUCACUCUGAUCCUGACCCCAGCCAGCCUGGAGGAGAGACCCUUGCCUCCCAGAGCAAUGAUCCUACUGCUGUUUCCUCCAGUUCCCACUAUGAAAGCAGGAUGGAGCAGCUUAGAGACAGUCCUGAGAAAGAUGAGAGUCCCCAGAGCUUCCUAAACAAUGCUGGGAUCCUUGAGAAGAACCCCACAGGGAGAAGACUGAGUAGCUCUUUGAGGACCCCAGAUCCAAGGGAGGAUGCGCCCUGCCCCACUUGCUCUUCCUCUUCGGACUCUGAGCCUGAUGGCUUUUUUCUUGGACAGCCACUACCCCAGCCCCGGGUCGGGAGCCCUGCUGAUCCUGACAGUCUCCUGCAUGCUGGGGGCAGAGCCCCAGGAAGACAGUGUAGGGUCUGCUAGAAUUCUGCCCUCCUCACCUCACCCUUACUACUGUCUCAGAUGCAGAUGAGGAAAUGUGAACCUGAGCCUCUGUCCUGGACAGAAGACUUUCCCCUCUAGAAAAUGGAGCCUGGAGUCCUCAGUGAAGCAGGUUGGAAACCACCAAGGACAUUGACAUUUCAGCAGU
Molecule: messenger RNA, 1435 nt
Organism: Trichosurus vulpecula (common brushtail)
Lineage: Eukaryota; Metazoa; Chordata; Mammalia; Diprotodontia; Phalangeridae
Gene: PRICKLE4
Product: prickle planar cell polarity protein 4
Exons: 7
Molecular function (GO): zinc ion binding
Source: RefSeq, a predicted model, not a curated record